Messenger RNA from Cetraspora pellucida, 868 nucleotides. Lineage: Eukaryota; Fungi; Glomeromycota; Glomeromycetes; Diversisporales; Gigasporaceae. The record is from the annotation of a GenBank genome assembly.
AUGCUAUUUAUUUUUGGUGAAUCUAAUAAUAAUCAAUCAUUCGUUAAUCAAUUUGAUACAAAUAAACAGCAUGCAAUAAAUACACCUUCAUCUCGACGGAGUUAUCGUGCAAUAACUUUGCCUGAUGAUAAUAUUUUAUAUAUUGGUGGACUUAAUGAUGGAAUUAAUCCUACUGAUACUUUAGCUAGUUUAUUACUUAUGCCAAUGGACAAUUUACCAUUAUAUAAUACAAAAACUAAUACGUGGACAAUUAUGAAUAUAACUGGCCCAACUCCUCCUUCUCGCGUUUAUUUCUCAGCAGUAUUAACUCCUGACGGGCGUAUCAUAAUAUUUGGUGGUUAUCAAUUACUUAGCGGUACGUAUGGUGAUCUGUGGAUCUUAGAUAUUAUAACGUAUCAAUGGUCGGUUGGAAAGAUUUUAAACCCAAUUGCAAAUUUAAAUCUUGUUGGACAUACUGCAACAUUAGUGGAUAAUUAUAUGUUUGUUAAAAAAGUCAGGUUGCGUACCGUUCCUGAUAGAGUUUUAAAAAAUUACGUUACUAUCGAAGUAGUAAAGCUACAGCGUAAAAUUUGGCUGCCAUAUUGUUAUUGCCCAAUCGUUUGUAAGCCUAAUGUUGAGAUGAAUAUUAUGGAUCAAACACAGGUCAAAACUUUAGCAUUUACAUUACGACCAAGCAUUGUUAUGAAAAAUCGGCUUUGGAGUUCUUUUAAGAAUCCUAUCGCUAUUUGGAAAGGUUUUUUUUCAAAUACUACUUAUUCAUCAAAAAUAUUUAUGUUAAAUGUAAGCCAAAAAGAUUCCUAUAGAUGGGUUACUGAAUUUAUUCCAAAUAUUACAACUACUACAACUGUUACAAAUUCUAUAAUUUCAA